This is a messenger RNA of Thlaspi arvense, 552 nucleotides long. Lineage: Eukaryota; Viridiplantae; Streptophyta; Magnoliopsida; Brassicales; Brassicaceae. The record is from the annotation of a GenBank genome assembly.
AUGAAUCAUUGCAACCUUCAGCAGAACGCCUUCAUGUCUCGCGAGGAGAUGAUGGGAUUUGACCGGAAGGAUCUUGUCGUUUGUCCUAAGCCCCGACGUGUUGGCUUACUCGCCAACAGCGUCAUUCGCCCUCUCAGAUUACAUAUGAGUCAAGCUGCAGCUGAUUUGUGUGAUUCUAAAGCUGGUGCUGAGCUUUUGGAUAUAAUUCGUAGAAAGGAGGAUAAUGGAACAAUAGGGCAAUUACUAUCAUCAUCUGUAUCUUCAUCACCACCAUAUUUUCCCGGUUCACCUCCGAGCAGAGCAGCGAACCCAUUAGCCCAAGAUGCUCGCUUUAGAGAUGAGAAACUCAAUCCAGUCUCACCAAACUCUCCUUUCCUUCAGCCCAAUUCAUCAACCGGUUUUCCAUCUCCAUCCCCGUCGUCAUCAUCAUCAUCGUCAGCUCGUGGUUGCGUUCGAAUGAAGUUUGGACUCAAACCACCUGCAGUUAGAGUAGAAGGGUUCGAUUGCUUGAACCGUGAUCGCCAAAACUCGAGCAUCCCUGCCAUGGCUUAG